GCAGGUACCAGAAAUUUAAAAAACAGUCCCAUUCAAUUUCAAAAGGUUGCGUUUAACCUCUUUACAGCUUUUCAUCCUUUCAACCCCUUUUAACGCAAUAAAAAUGGUUAAUACUGUCGAGGCUACUGCCGUCAACACCAUCCGUACCCUCGCCGCCGAUGUUGUCCAUGGUGCUAACUCUGGUCACCCUGGUGCUCCUAUGGGUUGUGCUCCCAUGGCCCAGACCUUGUUCUCCAAGUUCAUCAAGGUCAACCCCAAGAACCCUCACUGGGCUAACCGUGAUCGUUUCGUUCUCUCCAACGGUCACGCUUGUGCUCUUCAGUACAUUAUGCUCCAUCUUCUUGGUUUUGAUGUCACCAUGGAUGACCUCAAGAAGUUCCGUGCCAUCGAUAGCAAGACCCCUGGUCACCCUGAACGUGGCUGGACUGAAGGUAUUGAAGUUACCACUGGUCCUCUUGGUCAAGGUGUCUCCAACGCUGUUGGUCUUGCCCUUGCUCAAGCUCAACUCGGAGCUACCUUCAACAAGCCUGGUUUCGAAAUCUUCAACAACGAUACCUAUGUUAUCCUUGGUGAUGGUUGUCUCCAGGAGGGUGUCGCGGCUGAAGCCGUGUCUCUUGCUGGUCACUGGAAGCUCGGAAAGCUUAUUGCCUUGUACGACGACAACAAGAUUACCAUCGAUGGUGACACUGCUGUCUCCUUCACUGAGGACGUUCAGAAGCGUUUCGAGUCUUACGGCUGGCAAGUUCUAGUUGUCGCUGAUGGUGACAACGACUUUGAAGCCAUUGCUAAGGCUGUUGAGCAAGCCAAGGCUGAAACUGAGAAGCCCACUCUCAUCAAGAUUAGAACCACCAUUGGUUAUGGUUCUCAGCACCAAGGUGAAGAGAAGGUUCACGGUUCUCCCCUUUCCGCUGACGAUAUCAAAAACGUCAAGCAAAAGUUCGGUUUCAACCCCGAUGAGAAGUACGUUGUUCCCCAGCAAGUCUAUGACUUCUGGGCUAAGCGUGCUGAAGAGAACGCCAAGGUUGAAGCUGAAUGGAACGAGCUUGUUGCCAAGUACCAGAAGGAAUUCCCCACUGAGGCUGCUGAGCUCAAGCGUCGUCUUGCUGGCAAGCUUCCCGAAGGUUGGGAGAAGGCUCUUCCCCGUUUCACUCCUUCUGACCCCGCUGUUGCCACUCGCAAGUUGUCUGAGACUGUCUUGACCGCUCUCUCUGAUGUUGUUCCCGAACUCAUUGGUGGAUCUGCUGAUUUGACUGGCUCCAACUUGACCCGAUGGAAGAAGGCUGUCGAUUUCCAACAUCCUUCCACUGGUCUUGGUCAAUACGAUGGUCGCUAUGUCCGUUAUGGUGUCCGUGAACACGCUAUGUUUGCUAUCAUGAACGGUAUUGCUGCCUACCAAGGUCUCAUUCCCUUCGGUGGUACCUUCUUGAACUUCUUGACCUACGGUUGGGGAGCUACUCGUUUGUCUGCUGUUUCUCACCUUCGCGUCAUCUAUGUCAUGACCCACGAUUCCAUCGGUCUUGGUGAGGACGGUCCCACCCAUCAGCCUAUUGAGACCCUCGCUUUGGUCCGUGCUACCCCUAACAUCUAUACCAUGAGACCCGCUGAUGGUAACGAGACCUCUGGUUGUUACCUUGUCGCUUUGGAGAACGACCACCGUCCUUCCGUCAUUGCUCUCUCCCGUCAAAACCUUCCCCAACUUGAAGGUUCUAACAUUGAGGCUGUCCGCAAGGGUGGUUACGUUCUUCACGCUGAGCAGAAGCCCGAUGUUGUCUUGGCUGCUACUGGUUCCGAAGUCGCCAUCGCUGUUGAUGCUGCCAAGCUUUUGGAGAAGGAGGGUCUUAAGGUCCAAACCGUCUCUAUGCCCAUCACUGACCUCUUCGAUGAGCAAUCCCACGAAUACAAGCUCUCUGUCUUCCCCCAGAACACUCCUGUCGUCUCUGUUGAAGCUCUUACCGUCUUCGGUUGGCAACAGUACUCUCAUGCCCAAGUUGGCAUGACCACUUUCGGUGCAUCUGGCCCUAUCAAGGAUGUCUAUGCCAAGUUCAAGAUCACCCCCGAAAACACUGCCAAUGUUGCCAAGGAUCUCAUCCAGCACUUCAAGAAGAUCGGUCAAGUUCCCGAACUCCCCUGUCAAAGACAGUAAACCUUCAUCCUUUUCCUCCAUCAUUACUAGUCCUAUCUCAUUAGAUUUAAAACUCGCUGCUGUAAUUACAGAAUAAAUACAUUCCAGACUGGUUGUAUAUUGUACUUCUUUGAUUCUC
Molecule: messenger RNA, 2261 nt
Organism: Umbelopsis ramanniana AG
Lineage: Eukaryota; Fungi; Mucoromycota; Umbelopsidomycetes; Umbelopsidales; Umbelopsidaceae
Exons: 7
Coding region: 104-2143 (679 amino acids)
Biological process (GO): pentose-phosphate shunt
Cellular component (GO): cytosol
Molecular function (GO): transketolase activity
Source: RefSeq, a predicted model, not a curated record